AUGCCCAACGAGAUCAAAGACAUUGCGACCUGCGAUGAGACGUCUUUCCCAUAUGUCUUUGAACAGAAUGUAUCGAUUCAGUUGAAGGAUGGGUCGGGCGUGGUACGAUGCAAUGUUUAUCGCCCCAAGGGCUCUGAAAAAGUUCCUGCCUUGGUGACCUACGGGCCAUAUGGUAAGGAUAUUCCCUACAAGGAUUUCCACCCCAAAAGUUUCAGUGAGGUCAACCCAGAGCAAAAAUCUGAGCACUCGGCUUGGGAGACUCCCGAUCCAAAAUACUGGACCAGCAAAGGGUAUGCCGUCGUGCGAGCAGAUGAGCGUGGGACCGGUCAGUCUAUCGGCAAGCUCGACACCAUGUCCCGAGGGACCAGUGAAGCCUUCUUUGAUGUGGUCGAAUGGGCCUCUGAGCAGCCCUGGUCAUCCGGCAAGGUUGGUCUACUGGGAAUCAGUUACUUCGCCGGAAGUCAAUGGCGUGUCGCUGCUAGACAGCCCAAGGGUCUUGCGUGCAUGAUUCCUUGGGAGGGCAUGUCAGACUACUACCGCGAUCGCUGCCGCCAUGGUGGCAUUCUCUCCAACGCCUUUAUCAAAUUUUGGUGGAACCGCCAGGUGGUGAGCAACCAAUACGGCCUCGGCGGCCGUGCUGCUCGCAACUGGGGACCCGACACCAUUGAGGGAGACCUGUCGGAGGAGGAAUUGGUGCAGAAUCGCCAGGAUCAGACAAUCGAUAACCGCGAGAACAAGUUCCGUGACGACCUGUACUACGCUUCAAAGGAAUACAGCAUGUCUGACAUUCAAGUCCCACUGCUUUCUGUCGCCAAUUGGGGCGGUAUUCUGCUGCAUCUGCGUGGCAACGUUGAAGGAUGGACUCACGCUGGCUCCGAGCUCAAAUAUCUUCGAUUCAUCACCGGUCGUCACGACCUGCCAUUCUACUACACCGAAGAAGUCGAGCUUCAACGCAGCUUCUUGGACGCCUUUUUGAAAGGAGAGGAUCGCGAAGGGUGGUCCACAGGCAAGGCCCCCAAGGUGGACAUGGUCCUGCGAAAGGGCAAUCCCGGCUUCGACAAUGCCGAGGCUGAGAAGGCUUUCCCUCGUCGCAUCGAGCAUGAGUGGCCCAUCGCCCGAACUCAGUACACAAAGUACUACCUGACAUCUCAGCAGGAACUGAUCACAUACGCUCCCAUUGAGCGCCCAUGUAAGAUCACUUACCAGGCUCUGGGCACUAUGGAGAGCCCACAAAUGGUGCAGUUCGUCACUCCAGCCUUUGAGAAGGAGACGGAGAUCACAGGACACAUUGUUGCUCAUUUGAACGUCUCUAUGAGUGCCAGUCCCGGUUCUCCGACACCUCAAGAUUUAGAUCUUUUUGUCACACUCAGAUACAUCGCUCCCGACGGCAAGGAAGUGUAUUACACCGGUACCGCGGGUGACCCCGUUCCGCUGUGCAAGGGCUGGCUGCGUGCGAGUAUGCGCAAGGUUGACGAGCAGAAUCCUCGUCACCGGCCUUGGCUGCCUCACCGUAACUACUACUCCACGGAUGUGUUGCCCGUGGUACCAGGAGAGAUCUAUCCCGUUGAUGUGGAAGUAUGGCCGACGAAUGUGGUAGUGGAGAAAGGAGGAAAGAUCAUCUUUGAGAUUUCCAGCGGAGAUACCCAAGGGAGCGGUAUCUUCCAGCACAACUGUCCCGUCGACAGGUCCAUCGAACGCUUCCAGGGCCAGAAUCACAUCCACUUCGGACUUGGCGACAAUUACGUGACUCUGCCCAUCAUCCCCUGA
Messenger RNA from Penicillium oxalicum, 1767 nucleotides. Its product is annotated as CocE/NonD family hydrolase. The record is from RefSeq and is a predicted model, not a curated record. The transcript is spliced from 2 exons. Bases 1 to 1767 code for a protein of 588 amino acids. Lineage: Eukaryota; Fungi; Ascomycota; Eurotiomycetes; Eurotiales; Aspergillaceae. Gene Ontology annotation, molecular function: dipeptidyl-peptidase activity.